GGCGGGCGCGCGGUGGCUCCUCCGGGCCGGCAGGCGGCGCUGCGGUGCGGCCGAGCCGGGUUCCGCGUCCGCCAUGGCGCCCGGCUCGGCGUGGCCGCGGCUUCUCGGCGCGGGCGUCCGGCCCGCGGCGCUGCGGCUGCGUCCCCUCCCGGGCCGCGGGACACACGCGGGCGCCGCGACCCCCGCGCUGCACGCGGCCCCGGACGAUGACGCCCCGGGCCUACGGAUCCUCCGCGAGCCGCUGCAGCACGCCGACUUCUUCAACGUGAAGGAGCUCUUCUCCGUGCGGAGCCUCUUCGACGCGCGCGUGCACCUGGGCCACAAGGCCGGCUGCAGGCACAGGUUCAUGGAACCCUACAUUUUUGGGAGCCGCCUGGGGCAGGACAUCAUCGACCUGGAGCAGACGGCCGCCCACCUGCAGCUGGCCCUGAACUUCACGGCGCAUGUGGCCUACCGCCAGGGCAUCAUCCUGUUCGUGGGCCGCAACCGGCAGUUCAGCCACCUGAUCGAGAGGACGGCCCGGGACUGCGGGGAAUACGCGCACACGCGCUACUUCAAGGGCGGUCUGCUGACCAACGCGCCCCUGCUCCUGGGCCCGGGGGUGCGCCUGCCUGACCUCAUCAUCUUCCUCAACACUCUCAACAACGUCUUCGAGUCGCACGUGGCCGUGAGAGACGCAGCCAAGAUGAGCAUCCCCACGGUGGGCAUCGUGGACACCAACUGCAACCCCUGCCUCAUCACCUACCCGGUGCCCGGCAACGACGACUCGCCCCCCGCCGUGAGCCUCUUCUGUAGGCUCUUCCGCACCGUCAUCCUCCGCGCCAAGGAGAAGCGGAAGCAAGUGGAGGCGCUCUACCGACUGCAGGGUGCCGCGGCCGCCGGGGACUCGGACCCGGCCCCUGGGUCUGCCCACUCUCCUUCCCAAUAAAUGCCGCCGA
This is a messenger RNA of Sorex fumeus (smoky shrew), 938 nucleotides long. RefSeq names its product mitochondrial ribosomal protein S2 (gene MRPS2). Gene Ontology annotation, cellular component: mitochondrial small ribosomal subunit; ribosome. NCBI's taxonomy places the organism in Eukaryota, Metazoa, Chordata, Mammalia, Eulipotyphla, Soricidae. Gene Ontology annotation, molecular function: structural constituent of ribosome. The coding region runs from base 74 to 928 and encodes 284 amino acids. The transcript has 4 exons. Gene Ontology annotation, biological process: translation. The record is from RefSeq and is a predicted model, not a curated record.